Exophiala xenobiotica is the source of this 2151-nucleotide messenger RNA. RefSeq lists its product as uncharacterized. Gene Ontology annotation, biological process: intra-Golgi vesicle-mediated transport; endocytosis; endoplasmic reticulum to Golgi vesicle-mediated transport. The coding region runs from base 223 to 1992 and encodes 589 amino acids. The record is from RefSeq and is a predicted model, not a curated record. Gene Ontology annotation, molecular function: GTPase activator activity; metal ion binding. NCBI's taxonomy places the organism in Eukaryota, Fungi, Ascomycota, Eurotiomycetes, Chaetothyriales, Herpotrichiellaceae. The transcript has a single exon. Gene Ontology annotation, cellular component: Golgi apparatus.
GCCAUUCCAUGCUGGCAAUUGCAUUUGACGUGUGUUACCGCUGCAGUGGGAGGGCUCGUCUCCAUCUCUUAAUUUCACCCAUCAAACGCGCUUCCACUCUUCACGCCCUGAUCCGUGCCUUGGAAAGGUGUCCGAUUUCGAUCACGAAGCCUUCUCGGUUCGUAUAAACCACGUCGGCCACUACACAUCCGUCAGUACUUCAGCGACCUUUGAUCUAUCCCGAUGUCUCGACGGGCUCCCGCCGAUAGAGCUGCCCAGAAUGCACAAACCCUCAAGGCGCUGGUGAAACUUGAAGGCAACAAGGUCUGCGCAGAUUGCAAGAGAAACAAACAUCCAAGAUGGGCGAGCUGGAACCUUGGAGUCUUCGUCUGCAUUCGGUGUUCAGGCAUUCAUCGAGGUAUGGGCACUCACAUCAGUCGAGUCAAGUCAGUCGACCUUGAUGCCUGGACCGAUGAACAACUGCAGAACAUCCUGAAAUGGGGCAAUUCAAGAGCAAACAAAUACUGGGAGGCAAAAUUGGCACCUGGCCACAUGCCGUCAGAAGCGAAGAUUGAGAACUUCAUCCGCACAAAAUAUGAGUCGAAGAGAUGGGUCAUGGAUGGUCCAAUGCCCGAUCCUUCCACGUUGGAUGACGGAGAGGACGAUAUGCCGCUGAACAUUGUGCAAGAGAAGGCCAAGAUGGAGAGGUCAGCCUCGCAGCGGCAAGCGCCCAUUCCACCAGCACCACAGCCCCGUCCAGCUGCCAAUGUCAACCUGUUCGACGACUUCGCACCUGCUCCUCCUGUCAGGCCGAGCACGGCAGAUAUUAUGGAAACAAGGCCAACGAGGACGGCUCCGCCAGCACCGGCACCGGCACAGGCUGCGAAACCUGCUUCCAAACCACAAGAUUCUCUGCUGGGCUUGGAUUUCUUUGGAAGCACAUCAUCUGCUGGUAUCGGAAGACCCUCAAGUGCAGCGGCCAAUUCCACACAAUCUAGCAACAGCAGAGGAGACCUUAAGAGUUCAAUUCUAUCAUUGUAUGCUAGUGCACCGAAGCCUCAACCCGCUCCUCAACCCCAGCACGACCGGCAGCCAUCUUUUGGGGGAAUGACUUCACCGCCACUUGCGAAGCAGGAUGCAUUUGGCGGUCUGACGGACGCCUUUUCAGGAUUGGACUUUUCUAGCACAAGUACGACAAAGCCCUCCCCACCACAACCAUCUUCCGCUUUCUCGGCUUUUGGCAACCUCACCAGCUCCGUACAGCCAAAAGCUGCACCAUCAGCUCCUCAGGUGACUUCCCCACCGCCAUUGAGUGGUGGAGGCUUCUUUGAUACCUUGCCGUCCAAAGUACCCGCGGUACAACCUACAGUCACUUCACCCUCGACGUCUGGAGGACUGGAUUUCUCUUUCACCCAAAAAGCAGCAGCUCCUCAACCUGCGGCGGCCCCCAAGCCUGCUGCCACUUCUCUUGCGGCCGAUUUGUUUGCAGCCGAUGAUUUCGGAGGAUUUGCAAGCUCUACGCCGGUUUCGCCACCAAGACCAGCUCCGCCUAUGGUUUCCUCGCCUCCAGUGAGUACAACCAACAUCAGCUCUCCGUUCAACUUGUCAUCGCCCACAGUAUCCGCGCCGAAGCCAGCACCGCAACAAGCAUCUCAGGCGUUCAAGUCUUCAGCGAUGCCACAAAAUAAUGCAGCACUGUUUGAUCCUUGGGGUUCUUCAAAUGACAGCAGUCUUUGGGGAGCGCCAGAUCCAGCCCCCCCGCAGCCUGGACAAGCAAAGGUCGAGCUAGGAAAACCUCCAGCGCAUAUCACGGCCAACGAUAUCCACGGCGGAUGGGCAGAGCCAAUGUCAUCGAGCAACAGGCCUACACAGCAGCCGACAGUGACGGCAGAUGAAGAUUUUGGGGGCUGGACAUCUGCUUCUACGACCCAGACACCAGUUGGCGGUGCUCCCAAGCCCAGUGGAGGUGGAUUUGGAGGAGCAUCUGACCCAUUUGAUAACCCGUGGGGUUAGGGUACGAGAUUGCGAAGACGAAAAGAUAACGACAGCUGGAAUCGGAUGAGAUGAAGCAUCUACAUAGCAUAAGCAUUGAUCAAUAGAGCAACAGCCAACAACAGUCUUAGGCGUAUGCAAAAGCCUGGUUUAUGCAAGGAUGAAUUAAUAAGAGCAGCC